This is a messenger RNA of Choloepus didactylus (southern two-toed sloth), 3620 nucleotides long. RefSeq names its product THO complex subunit 2-like. Gene Ontology annotation, biological process: mRNA export from nucleus; mRNA processing. Gene Ontology annotation, cellular component: THO complex part of transcription export complex. NCBI's taxonomy places the organism in Eukaryota, Metazoa, Chordata, Mammalia, Pilosa, Megalonychidae. The record is from RefSeq and is a predicted model, not a curated record. Gene Ontology annotation, molecular function: mRNA binding. The transcript has 2 exons.
AUGGUUAUGAUUUAUCAGACUGAGCUAGCUGAGGCCAUGACUGGUGGAGAACAGCUUAAAGCUGAGGGUGGCUAUUUUGGCCAGAUCAGAAAUACUAAAAAAUCCUCUCAGAGAUUAAAGGAUGCACUGUUGGACCAUGAUCUUGCUCUUCCUCUCUGUUUGCUUAUCGCCCAGCAGAGGAAUGGGGUUAUCUUUCAGGAAGGAGGAGAGAAACAUUUGAAACUUGUGGGAAAGCUCUAUGAUCAGUGUCAUGAUACCCUGGUACAGUUUGGUGGGUUUUUAGCAUCUAAUCUAAGCACAGAAUAUUAUAUAAAGCGGGUGCCUUCAAUUGUUGUGCUCUGUAAUGAAUUUCAUACACCCCAUGAUGCAGCAUUUUUCCUGUCUAGGCCAAUGUAUGCACACCAUAUUUCAUCAAAGUAUGAUGAACUUAAAAAAUCAGAAAAGGGAAGUAAAUAGCAACAUAAAGUUCAUGAGUACAUCACAUCAUGUGAGAUGGUGAUGGCUCCUGUCCAUGAAGCAGUGGUUUCCUUGCAUGUUUCCAAAGUCUGGGAUGACAUCAGCCCUCAAUUCUAUGCCACGUUUUGGUCACUGACAAUGUAUGACCUUGCAGUUCCACAUACCAGCUAUGAAAGAGAAGUCAAUAAGCUUAAAGUCCAGAUGAAGGCAAUUGAUGACAAUCAGGAAAUGCCUCCAAAUAAAAAGAAAACAGAGAAGGAGCACUGUACUGCCCUUCAGGACAAGCUUCUUGAAGAAGAAAAGAAACAGAUGGAAUAUGUACAGCGAGUUCUACAGAGACUGAAACUGGAAAAGGACAACUGGCUUUUAGCAAAAUCUACCAAAAAUGAGACCAUCACAAAAUUUCUACAGCUGUGUACAUUUCCUCAAUGUAUUUUCUCAGCAAUUGAUGCUGUUUACUGUGCUCAUUUUGUUGAAUUGGUACAUCAACAGAAAACUCCAAAUUUUUCAACACUUCUUUGCUAUGAUCGAGUUUUCUCUGACAUAAUUUACACCAUCGCAAGCUGUACUGAAAAUGAAGCUAGUCAGUAUGGGAGAUUUCUUUGCUGCAUGUUAGAGACCAUGACCAGAUGGCACAGUGAUAGAGCCACAUAUGAAAAGGAAUGUGGAAACUAUCCAGGAUUCCUUACCAUAUUAUGGGCAACUGGAUUUGAUGGUGGAAAUAGAGCUGAUCAGUUAGACUAUGAAAAUUUUUGACAUGUACAUAAGUGGCAUUACAAACUAACAAAGGCAUCAGUACAUUGCCUUGAAACAGGUGAAUAUACUCACAUCAGGAAUAUCUUGAUUGUGCUAACAAAAAUACUUGCUUGGUACCCAAAAGUUUUGAAUCUGGGUCAGGCUGUAGAAAGAAGAGUGCAUAAAAUCUGCCAAGAAGAAAAAGAGAAGAGGCCUGAUCUAUAUGCAUUGGCUAUGGGCUACUCUGGGCAGUUGAAAAGUAGAAAGCCAUACAUGAUCCCUGAAAAUGAGGUUCAUAGCAAAGACCCCCCCCCUCUGAGGAAUGCAGUUGCCAGUGUACAAAAUGGGCCUGGUGGUGGGCCUUCUUCAUCAUCAGUAGGAAGUGCAUCUAAAUCGGAUGAAAGCAAUACUGAGGAGACUGAUAAAUCAAGGGAGAGAUCUCAGUGUGGUGUGAAAGCAGUUAAUAAAGCUUCUAGUGCCACACUGAAAGGGAAUUCAAGCAAUGGAAAUAGUGGCUCUAACAGCAGCAAAGCUGUUAAAGAAAAUGACAAAGAAAAAGUGAAAGAAAAAGAAAAAGAGAAAAAAGACAAGACUCCAGCUACUACUCCAGAGGCCAGGGUACUUGGUAAAGAUGGUAAAGAAAAACCAAAGGAAGAGAGGCCAAAUAAAGAUGAAAAAGCAAGAGAGACCAAGGAAAGAACACCUAAGUCUGACAAAGAGAAAGAAAAAUUCAAGAAGGAAGAAAAAGCUAAAGAUGAAAAAUUCAAGACCGCCGCUGUUCCCAAUGUAGAAUCAAAAUCAACUCAAGAAAAGGAAAGAGAGAAGGAGCCAUCCAGAGAAAGAGAUAUAGCAAAGGAUAUGAAAUCCAAGGAAAAUGUUAAAGGAGGAGAAAAAACAGCAGUUUCUGGGUCCUUGAAGUCACCUGUUCCCCGAUCAGAUAUUGCAGAGCCUGAAAGGGAACAAAAACGCAGCAAAAUUGAUACUCACCCUUCUCCAUCACAUUCCUCAACAGUAAAGGGAACAGCCAUACUUCCCAAAUUUCCUCUGGGUUCUGAGAACUAUGCCAGCUCACCUGUCAUCUCCAUUCAUUUACUACAGGACAGGCUCAUCAAACUCAAGGAGUCUUCAACAAAGCUCUACAUUAAUCAUACUCCUCCACCACUGUCCAAGAGUAAGGAGAGAGAAAUGGACAAGAAAGAUUUGGACAAGUCGAGGGAAAGAUCAAGAGAGAGAGAAAAAAAAGAUGAAAAGGACAGGAAAGAGCAGAAAAGGGAUCAUUCAAACAAUGACCGUGAAGUGCCACUGGACUUAACCAAGAGGCGUAAAGAGGAAAAUGGAACAAUGGGGGUUUCAAAACACAAAAGUGAAAGUCCAUGUGAGUCUCCUUACGCAAAUGAGAAAGACAAGGAAAAAAAUAAGUCAAAAUCUUCAGGCAAGGAAAAAGGCGGCGAUUCUUUUAAAUCUGAAAAGAUGGAUAAAAUCUCAUCCGGUGGCAAAAAGGAAUCCAGGCAUGAUAAAGAAAAAAUAGAAAAGAAAGAGAAACGGGACAGUUCAGGAGGAAAGGAAGAAAAGAAACAUCAUAAGUUCUCGGACAAGCACAGAUAAUGAAGACUUUCAAUCAAGGGUAUGGACAGACCUCUAAGCUGAAGGUCUCCCAGAGGAGGAUGCCAAAGCUCCAUGCAUCACUCUCAGAAUGAUUUCUCCCAUAAUUAAGAGCUUCUGGUGCUGUCCAUUUAAUGGGAAUCUGCUUUAAGCCAGAAGAUGAAUAUACACCACCAUCCUCUUGACAAGACAUUCCAAAGUCACUGAUUUUCAGAACAUUAUUUUCACCUCCAGGCAGUUUCUUGCAGCAAGGUCUCUGUGUAUAAGUUUUUUAUUCAAGAAAUGCCAUAGCAGAAGAGGCAUCUAAGGAAAAUUUCAUUAACUGAGUUUUAGCUCAUCCUUUUUUCUCAGAAAGGAAAGGAAUCGCCUCCUGGAACCAGUUCCAUAAUGAUGUAGAUAGGCUGUCUUUGUGUGUGAACUCAAAUUUGAAAAAAUGGGGAUGCUCAUAUUGCUUGAGGAUUUUGGCUUCUGGUAAAAAAAAUAAUUUCAGUUCCUGGGAAAGAUCUUUACACAUUUUAAAAGCAAUAGCAGUUUUAUCCUUUAAUGUGCCCUUAAAAAAUUCACCAAAAUUUCCUUUGUCUCGUAAUUCUCCCCAUGUGACAUCUUCAUGAUUGAGAACCCAUUUCUUAUCCUCCUAGUUACUACCAUACUGAUACCAUGAUGCUCUUUAUUGGAACAUUGACUUUUUUUGGCAAUUUUUAAAAUUGAGAUAAAAUUCACAUAAUAUAAAGCUUCACCAUUUUAAAGUGUACAAUUCAGUGGGUUUUAGUAUAUUCACAAUGUUAUGCAACCAUCACCACUAUCUGAUUCCAGAGCAUUUCUAUCAC